AUGACUUUGCGCAACGGAUCACUACACAUCACGGACCUAGAGAGAACAGACCAAGGGAAGUACGUGUGUACCGCAAAGUUUCCCAGCAGUCUACCGAGCAUCACAUCUCCUGCCAGUUUGGAACUCUACGCCGUUCUGGACGUCAAAGUCGUCGUGUCGCGCGGUACCUCAUCGGGUAACGUAUCGGUGACGUGUCACGUGUCGGGCAGCCGACCAAUCACCGUCGAAUUUCUGCGCGACGGAGCAACGCAGAGAAACGUGACUACACGACAACACGACCCGCUCACCGUCGAGAUACCAGUCGUUGUAGGAAACAUCGUCCAAUGUGUAGCCUCCAAUAAAGAAGGAAGCAAACAGGCCAGCCACUACAUUGACGCGGUACCAGCAGGUGUGCAUACUACCAGAGGGAUGUCGUUCAGCAUGUCUACAGCACACUAUGGCAUCCGUUCUACACCGACCAUCACUCCCAUACCGACCCUAACGGUCACACAUCUGCGACCAUCGCCUAGUCCACGGUCUGGACCGGUUACGAGCUUAUCCUUAAUUCAACCGACUCAGCGUCCGUCAUCUCUUCCACCGGUGUCGCCAAAAUCGCCGCCUUCCUCAAGCGACCAGUCCGAUUCGACAGCGAAUCAUUUGGGCGAUUUAAGACGAGAUGGUCUUCACACGGGUGUCUUUGCUUUCUGUCUCAUUGUUGUUGUGGUCGUUUUGUUCGCUCUUGUGCUGCUCUACCGCAAAUACAAAACAUCUUCAUAUCCGAUUGAAAUGCGGCAGAAACAACAGGCUAAUCCUCGUUUGUCACAAAUGUGGGAGGAUGACGUACGCAACGUGGAUAUUCCUCUUCCCCAGUUGAUCUCGCUUACCAACCAUUACGAUGAAGUAGCGCCGGACGAGAUUCCAGUGGGACAACCAGCGAUCGCACUUGCGACAAUAAAAAUAAAUACAGACGACGAUACAGAACACAUUCAUGUGAUCGAUACUGAUACAACACAAGAUUCAAAUGACAGCAAGAAAGAGCCGUCUCAAGACGAUGCGGAAAUCUACGCAAAUCCCACUAUUGGGUCGACCAAUGCUUCUCCUAGAGAUGACACUCAAAGCUCCAGCCAUGGGUAUGCGAACGUUGGUUUUACUGCCGUCGGAUAUGAUACCGUCUGUUGAACAGUUUGCGGUAUUGCUAGUGGAGGAUUGUUACAGGCAAGAUGUUGUAAAUAGGACAUAUUACAAGAAUUGACUGUUAAUUUAUUAUGAUUUUGAUCAGAAUUUAGUUUUGAUUCUAGAUACUAGA
This is a messenger RNA of Corticium candelabrum, 1285 nucleotides long. RefSeq lists its product as uncharacterized. The record is from RefSeq and is a predicted model, not a curated record. The transcript is spliced from 6 exons. The coding region runs from base 1 to 1158 and encodes 385 amino acids. NCBI's taxonomy places the organism in Eukaryota, Metazoa, Porifera, Homoscleromorpha, Homosclerophorida, Plakinidae.